UUCGUAACUAUCAUCAGUUACCAAUAACACUUUGAAGUAUUUACAUAUCUUUGAUAAUUACCAGUGAUCUUUCUUUUGAUACAAUAUGAAUUUUAAAGUAAUUUUCGUUGUCAUUGCAAUUGUCAUGGUUGCAUUGUGUGGUCAAACCGAAGCCCGGUGGUACAAAAAGAUUUUCAAGCCAGUGGAAAAAGCUGUCCAAAGAGUUCGAGAUGGAACACUUCAAGCACUCGGAGUUGCACAACAAGCUGCCAAUGUUUAUGCUACCGCUCAAGGAGCACAACAGCAAAGACAUGCUUAGUUAGAUAAGGAUAGAAAAAUGUAUACAAUAAAGUCGAAUUGUUAUUCGUUAUAAGAAGAAUCCCAAAAAUAAAUAUAAAGAAUAUCGAUUAAUAUUCAA
Hermetia illucens (black soldier fly) is the source of this 397-nucleotide messenger RNA. Its product is annotated as cecropin-1-like. Gene Ontology annotation, cellular component: extracellular region. Gene Ontology annotation, biological process: defense response to Gram-positive bacterium; defense response to Gram-negative bacterium; antibacterial humoral response. Lineage: Eukaryota; Metazoa; Arthropoda; Insecta; Diptera; Stratiomyidae. The coding region runs from base 86 to 298 and encodes 70 amino acids. The record is from RefSeq and is a predicted model, not a curated record. The transcript is spliced from 2 exons.